AUGCGCUUGACGAUCCUCGUCAUUAUCAUUGCCAUUAUUGCGUCCACCCUUGCCGCGCCGAUAGACCGUGAUGAUCUUCGCGGCAGAGCUGUCCCCUGGAAGCAUCUGGAGUCGGGGCUCGGCACGGGGCUCAAAGCAAUAAGCCGCGCUGCUUCAGGGUGGGGCAUCUACGCGGCCAUCAGGAACAAGUACCAAGCUCAAGAUGCGCACAAAGAACACCGACACCUGAUAGGCGCCCCACCUGUCUCCUCCGGACCAGCCGCUCCUCACUAA
Molecule: messenger RNA, 273 nt
Organism: Fomitopsis serialis
Lineage: Eukaryota; Fungi; Basidiomycota; Agaricomycetes; Polyporales; Fomitopsidaceae
Exons: 2
Coding region: 1-273 (90 amino acids)
Source: RefSeq, a predicted model, not a curated record